AUGGUCGUCGAGCUGUGCGACCCUUCUACACAGUUGACCCUGCUUCGUUCAGGCUGGGUCUUCUUUGGAGCUGUCGGGAAGAGGCUGUACCACACUCUCAGGGUUAGCCACGAGUUUGGCGGCGUACUCGCAGGGGCAGACAUUGCCCUCUUCCCCAACCUCAACACCUUGCGCGUCGGCUACAAUAGCGUCAACGAGCGGACCAAGCUGCGUGACCGAUGUGAGAAGUGUCAAUUUCGCCAGCUCGAAUGUAGCAAGGUCGUCUUCCGUAACCUCGUCGACAUGGCGAUCACAAAGGACGAGUCGGGCUGGGACCACCACCGAGGAGAAGUCGUCUACCUAGUGCCAAACAGCUCGGGGACUCACUUUCCUUGGCACAUCGAUCCUGUCUACGCCGGCCAUCGCGACUUUGACAGUGCGAGCCACGUCAAGAUUGUCUUCUACCCUGACGAGUACGAAGGGCGAGCCUGUGGGUACAGCUGUCGCCAUCCGCCGGCUCAUUUCGGCAUCUGGUCAGACAACGACGAGACGGACACGGACGCGUUCCCAUACGACAACGACGAACUGAAACCACCACGAAAGAAGAAGCGGCCCACACGACAGAACGGCUUUCCCGUGUACUGGUUGAUGGAGACGGUCAAGGAGGUCAUCGGGGUCACCAGCCGCGUGACCAUCGUAGGGCUCGAGUCGAUCCGGUACAACGUCCCCUCUGACGGCUUUUACUUUUACGAACCCGGGGCGUUCGCCUCUCGCCCCGCCGGAAGACGACUGGAAGAAGAAAUGGCCCGCGAAGCCGCGCUGCUCCGACGACAAAUCCUCCACGACUUUAACGAGACCCACGGGCCAGAGGGAAGGGUAGACUUUGUGACUCUUGGCGAGUAUAUCAAAGACGAUGAGUCCAGGGCGUUCGAGGUGACAGACCUGAGGCCGAAGGCGGCGGCGGCAGCAGCAGCAGCAGCAGCGGAGUUAAAGUAA
This is a messenger RNA of Vanrija pseudolonga, 975 nucleotides long. RefSeq lists its product as uncharacterized. NCBI's taxonomy places the organism in Eukaryota, Fungi, Basidiomycota, Tremellomycetes, Trichosporonales, Trichosporonaceae. The transcript is spliced from 2 exons. The coding region runs from base 1 to 975 and encodes 324 amino acids. The record is from RefSeq and is a predicted model, not a curated record.